CCGACCCGAGGCCGGUGCUGAGGAUGCGGGCCGCCCGGCCAGCCCGCGCGUGAGGAGGCCGAGGGGCGCGCCACCCCGUCCCGGGGCGGCCGCCCCCGGGGCCCUGCCACCCCCGCCCCGCCCGGCGGUCGUGGCCCGGGAUGCGGAGCCGGGGGCCGCCGGUGGAGCUGCGCGGGGUGAGAGGCGCAGGAAAGGGGGUUGCCUGCUUCCCUCACCCGCGUCCCCCACCGGCUGGCCCCGGCAGGAAUUCGGGACCCGCACGGCCAGGCCCUCUUAGCACCCUGUUAUUUGGGGGAGACAGGUGAACCCGCCGCCCUACCCCCACCCCGCCCCUCCUGGACAGCGGAAGCCGAAGGGACGACCCUGCCCUUUUAAAGGCGUUUCUGGCUCCUGAGGAGGGCCCCUAGCCAUGGCCCCCAGGAGCCCCCUAAAACCUGCAGAGACUGCUCCCCAUCGGGGCUGCCGGGGCCCGCCCUCUGCAUCCCGCGGGCAGCCAGUGUGAAGCGGCCUCCCGCAGCCCCCGCCCCUCCCCCAUGGAGGAGGAGGAGGGGGUGGCGGCCAAGGAGUGGGGCACGACCCCCGCGGGGCCCGUCUGGACCGCGGUGUUUGACUACGAGGCGGCGGGAGACGAGGAGCUGACCCUGCGGAGGGGCGACCGCGUCCAGGUGCUUUCCCAGGACUGUGCCGUGUCGGGCGAUGAGGGCUGGUGGACCGGGCAGCUUCCCAGCGGCCGAGUGGGCGUCUUCCCCAGCAACUACGUGGCCCCUGGCGCCCCUGCCGCGCCCGAGGGCCUCCAGCUGCCCCAGGAGAUCCCCUUCCAUGAGCUGCAGCUAGAGGAGAUCAUCGGGGUAGGGGGCUUUGGCAAGGUCUAUCGGGCCCUGUGGCGUGGCGAGGAGGUGGCCGUGAAGGCCGCCCGUCUGGACCCUGAGCGGGACCCGGCGGUGACAGCAGAACAGGUGCGCCAGGAGGCCCGACUCUUCGGAGCCCUGCAGCAUCCCAACAUCAUUGCCCUCAGGGGCGCCUGCCUCAGCCCCCCUCACCUCUGCCUGGUGAUGGAGUAUGCCAGAGGGGGUGCACUGAGCAGGGUGCUGGCUGGUCGCCGGGUGCCCCCUCACGUGCUGGUCAACUGGGCGGUGCAGGUGGCGCGGGGCAUGAACUACCUACACAACGACGCCCCUGUGCCCAUCAUCCACCGGGACCUCAAGUCCAUCAACAUCCUUAUUCUGGAGGCCAUCGAGAACCACAGCCUCACAGACACGGUGCUCAAGAUCACGGACUUCGGCCUCGCUCGCGAGUGGCACAGGACCACCAAAAUGAGCGCAGCGGGGACGUACGCCUGGAUGGCCCCGGAGGUCAUCCGCCUCUCCCUCUUCUCCAAAAGCAGUGAUGUCUGGAGCUUUGGAGUGCUGCUCUGGGAGCUGCUGACGGGCGAGGUCCCCUACCGUGAAAUCGACGCCUUGGCCGUGGCUUAUGGCGUGGCUAUGAACAAGCUGACGCUGCCCAUCCCCUCCACUUGUCCCGAGCCCUUUGCCCGCCUACUGGAGGAAUGCUGGGACCCAGACCCCCACGGGAGGCCAGAUUUCGGCAGCAUCUUGAAGCAGCUUGAAGUCAUCGAACAGUCAGCCCUGUUCCAGAUGCCGCUGGAGUCCUUCCACUCGCUGCAGGAGGACUGGAAGCUGGAGAUUCAGCGCAUGUUCGAUGACCUCCGGACCAAGGAGAAGGAGCUCCGGAGCCGGGAGGAGGAGCUGCUGCGAGCGGCCCAGGAGCAGCGCUUCCAGGAGGAGCAGCUGCGGCGGCGCGAGCAGGAGCUGGCCGAGCGCGAGAUGGACAUUGUGGAGCGCGAGCUGCACCUGCUCAUGCGCCAGCUGAGCCAGGAGAAGCCCCGGGUCCGCAGGCGCAAGGGCAACUUCAAGCGCAGCCGCCUGCUCCGGCUGCGGGAGGGCGGCAGCCACAUCAGCCUGCCCUCGGGCUUCGAGCAUAAGAUCACAGUCCAGGCCUCUCCGACGCUGGACAAGCGGAAAGGGUCGGAUGGGACCAGCCCCCCUGCGAGCCCCAGCAUCAUUCCCCGGCUCAGGGCCAUUCGCCUGACUCCCGUGGACGGUGGGGGCGGCAGCAGCAGCAGCGGCAGCAGCAGUGGCAGCGGGACAUGGGGCCGCGGUGGGCCCCCAAAGAAGGAAGAGCUGGUUGGGGGCAAGAAGAAGGGCCGGACUUGGGGGCCCAGCUCUACUCUGCAGAAGGAGCGGGCUGGCGGGGAAGAGAGGCUCAAGGCGCUGGGAGAAGGAAGCAAACAGUGGUCAUCCAGUGCCCCCAACCUGGGCAAAUCCCCCAAACACACCCCCAUCGCCCCGGGCUUCGCCAGCCUCAACGAGAUGGGUAAGAGAGGGAGGGGCGGCGGGGAGGGGACUGUGCCACCAGGGAUGACACCUCCCCGGCAUUGGGGCAGGGCCGGACCUUCCCUGGAGCAGGCGCCCUCAGCGGACCUGGAGCUGGAGAGCUUCAAGAAGGAUCCCCGCCAGUCGCUCACGCCCACCCACGUCACUGCUGCCCGCGCAGUGAGCCGCGGACACCGGCGAACACCAUCGGAUGGGGCGCUGGGGCAGCGGGGGGCGCCGGCACCUGCUGGCUCUGGCCUGGGCGCUCGAGACCCCCUGGACUUCCCCCGCCUACCAGACCCCCAGGCCUUGUUCCCCACCCGGCGCCGGCCCCCCGAGUUCCCUGGCCGCCCCACCACCCUGACCUUCGCCCCAAGACCCCGACCAGCCGCCAGCCGCCCCCGCCUGGACCCCUGGAAACUGGUCUCUUUUGGUCGGACACUCAGCAUCUCACCGCCCAGCAGGCGGGACACUCCAGAGAGCCCCGGACCCCCCAGCGUGCAACCCACCCUGCUUGACAUGGACAUGGAGGGGCAGAGCCAGGACAGCACAGUGCCCCUGUGUGGGGUCCAUGGUUCCCACUGAGGCCCACCCCCACCGCCCGCCUGGGCAGCCAUGAAUGUAGCGUCCCAGGCCCCGCCCCAGCCCACCAGGCCAUGAGGCAGGGGAGGCCCUGGGCAGGAUACCCUAUUUAUUGGGGGAGGGGGGAUCGCUUAAUUUAUUCCUUUGUACCCAGGGGUGGGGCCCUGUGCCCGCCUUGCAUAGGGGGGUGGGGGUGGGCCGGGUUACUCAGGGACAGGGCAUCAUGGGGGAUUUGGCACAAAAUGAAGCAUUAAAGGUGACCCCUGCC
Messenger RNA from Condylura cristata (star-nosed mole), 3222 nucleotides. It is a transcript of the gene MAP3K10, whose product is annotated as mitogen-activated protein kinase kinase kinase 10. The transcript is spliced from 10 exons. Lineage: Eukaryota; Metazoa; Chordata; Mammalia; Eulipotyphla; Talpidae. Gene Ontology annotation, biological process: protein phosphorylation; positive regulation of apoptotic process. Bases 534 to 2957 code for a protein of 807 amino acids. The record is from RefSeq and is a predicted model, not a curated record. Gene Ontology annotation, molecular function: ATP binding; JUN kinase kinase kinase activity; protein binding.